AUGCAGGCUGAUGAAGGCACCGACUGGCUACUCGAACUCCUGACCGAAGUCCAGCUUCAGCAGUACUUCCUCCGCAUCCGCGAUGACCUCAACGUCACUCGCCUGUCGCACUUCGAGUAUGUCAAGAAUGAGGACCUGGAGAAAAUCGGAAUGGGCCGACCGGGGCAGAGACGCCUCUGGGAGGCCGUGAAGAGGAGGAAGGCUGUGUGCAAACGGAAAUCCUGGAUGAGCAAGGUGUUCAGCGGCAAGCGCCCCGACUCGGAGAUGCCCCCGCUGCCCCCGGGUCUCCUGCCCAAGCAGCCCAGCCCGGUGGCCCUGGAGGAGGCCCAGCAGCAGGCCUUGACCUGCCUGAUCAGCGAGAAGGACCUGGUGCUGCUGGAGAAGCUGGGCGACGGCUCUUUCGGGGUGGUGCGCCGCGGGGAGUGGUGCGCCCCCUCGGGCAAGGAGCUGAACGUGGCGGUCAAGUGUCUGAAGACGGAUGUCCUGAACCAGCCGGAAGCCCUGGACGACUUCAUCCGGGAGGUCAACGCCAUGCAUUCCCUGGACCACGUCAACCUCAUCCGCCUCUACGGGGUGGUGCUCUCCAAUCCCAUGAAGAUGGUGACGGAACUGGCCCCCCUGGGCUCGCUGCUGGACCGCCUUCGCAAGAACCUGGGGCACUUCCUGAUCGCCACCCUCUGCCAGUACGCCAUCCAGAUCGCCCGCGGGAUGGCCUACCUGGAGUCCAAGCGCUUCAUCCACCGAGAUCUGGCCGCCCGGAACAUCCUGCUGGCUGCGAAUGACCUGGUCAAGAUCGGCGACUUCGGGCUCAUGCGGGCCCUGCCCAAGAACAACGACCAUUACAUCAUGCAGGAGCACCGCAAGGUCCCCUUCGCGUGGUGUGCCCCGGAGAGUCUGAAGACCCGCACGUUUUCCCACGCCAGCGACACCUGGAUGUUUGGCGUCACCCUCUGGGAGAUGUUCACUUACGGACAGGAGCCGUGGGUCGGCCUGAACGGCAGCCAGAUUCUGCACAAGAUCGAUAAGGAAGGGGAACAACUGGGCCGGCCAGAAGAUUGUCCCCAGGAUAUAUACAACGUCAUGUUGCAGUGCUGGGCCCACAAACCGGAAGACCGUCCCACCUUCGUGGCUCUGCGGGAUUUCCUCUUGGAGGCUCAACCCACGGACAUGCGGGCCUUGCAGGAUUUUGAAGAACCCGACAAACUUCUAAUCCAGAUGAACGAUAUAAUCACGGUCAUCGAGGGCAGGGCGGAGAACUACUGGUGGCGCGGGCAGAAUAAGCGGACGCUGAAGGUGGGCCAAUUCCCACGCAACACGGUGACCUCCGUGGCAGGGCUGUCCGCCCACGACAUCAGCCAGCCGCUCAAGAACAGCUUCAUCCACACGGGCCAUGGCGACACCAAUCCGCAGCAGAGCUGGGGCUUCCCCGAUAAGAUUGAUGAGUAA
Molecule: messenger RNA, 1446 nt
Organism: Protobothrops mucrosquamatus (brown spotted pit viper)
Lineage: Eukaryota; Metazoa; Chordata; Lepidosauria; Squamata; Viperidae
Gene: TNK2
Product: tyrosine kinase non receptor 2
Exons: 9
Coding region: 1-1446 (481 amino acids)
Biological process (GO): protein phosphorylation
Molecular function (GO): protein tyrosine kinase activity; ATP binding; protein binding
Source: RefSeq, a predicted model, not a curated record